Messenger RNA from Brassica oleracea var. oleracea, 1511 nucleotides. Its product is annotated as diacylglycerol kinase 6. Lineage: Eukaryota; Viridiplantae; Streptophyta; Magnoliopsida; Brassicales; Brassicaceae. The coding region runs from base 45 to 1511 and encodes 488 amino acids. The record is from RefSeq and is a predicted model, not a curated record. The transcript has 13 exons. Gene Ontology annotation, molecular function: ATP-dependent diacylglycerol kinase activity.
UAUUAUAUUAUACACUUUUUCUUUCAACACCCUCAGAAAAUCUAAUGUCACAGGCGAGCAUUGAAAAAUAUGAGGCAUUAUCAGAUUUUUUCAAGAAAUUUUACAUUCCAUCGUACGUUCUCUCGCCUGAAGCCGAGGCUGUGGCGGUGCCAAGUACUCCACCUGAGAGCCCGAUUCUCGUAUUUAUCAACUCCAAAAGUGGUGGUCAACUCGGUGGAGAACUCAUUCUUACCUACCGUUCUCUUCUCAACGACAAGCAGGUUUUCGAUCUUAACGUAGAGACUCCGGAUAAGGUGCUACAGAGGAUCUAUCUUAACCUAGAGAGGCUAAAGCACGAUGCUCUGGCUUGCAAGAUUAAGGAAAAGUUGAAAAUAAUUGUUGCAGGGGGGGAUGGCACAGCUAGUUGGCUCCUUGGAGUUGUUUGUGAUCUUGAGUUAUCCAAUCCACCUCCAAUUGCUACUAUCCCCUUGGGUACAGGAAAUAACCUUCCAUUUGCAUUUGGAUGGGGUAAGAAAAAUCCUGGAACAGAUACGUCUUCUGCGGAGUCAUUUUUGGCUCAAGUGAUUAAGGCCAAAGAGAUGAAGAUAGACAAUUGGCACGUACUUAUGCGGAUGAAGUCUCCCAGAAAAGGCUCUGGUGAUUCUAUCGAGCUACCACCUUCUCUACAUGCAUUUCGUCGUGCUUCUCCAUCAGAUCAAGCAAAUAUGGAAGGUUACCACACAUUUCGUGGGGGAUUCUGGAAUUACUUUAGCUUGGGGAUGGAUGCUCAAACAUCUUAUGAGUUUCAUUCUCAGAGAAAAUUACAUCCUGAAAAUUUUAAAAAUCAGCUAGUCAAUCAGAGCAGAUAUUUAAAGCUUGCUUGCAAACAAGGGUGGUUUUGUGCCUCUCUUCUUCACCCUUUUUCACAUAACAUAGCUCAGCUAGCACAAGUUAAGAUUUGUGACAAAAGUGGCCAGUGGAACGACCUUCACAUUCCCCAAAGCAUCAGGUCCAUCGUAUGUUUGAAUCUUCCUAGCUUUUCUGGAGGACUAAAUCCUUGGGGAGCACCAAAUCCCAAGAAACAAUAUGAUAGAAGCCUGACUCUACCAUUCGUAGAUGAUGGACUCAUCGAAAUCGUUGGUUUUAGAAAUGCUUGGCAUGGUCUUGUUCUCCUCGCUCCAAAGGGUCAUGGAACAAGACUUGCUCAGGCAAAUCGGAUUAGGUUUGAAUUUAAGAAAGGUGCAGCCAAGCAUGCAUACAUGAGAAUGGAUGGAGAGCCUUGGAAACAACCACUGCCUCUUGAUGAUGAAACUGUCAUAUUAGAGAUUUCACAUCAUGGUCAGGUGAACAUGCUUACAACUGAAAAUUGCAUGUCCAAAAGCAUGUAUGAGUCUUCACCCAAAGUCCGGUUUAGCGAUGAUGGAACUGAAGAUGAACCAUUAGUGGCUAAUUGUGAGGAGUUUAGAAAGUUUGGUGCAGCUGAUACAUUUAAGAUUCCCAGUGAUGCUUUUCUUCCUAUUUCAGGAGGAUAA